AUGAUCACCAUCACACCCACAACCACCUCCGCUACACCCAUCAGUCCCAUAGGCAUAACCAUAAACCCCCGGCAGUACUGGCCCGACCCGUUCCCGAGUGACGUGCGCAAUACCCCUGAACAAUGUGUCGAGGCCUCGCUCACCAACCCAUCAUGGGACAUUUACGGGCCGACGCUGACGUCAGUGAACGCGUCCGACGGGGGCACAAUAGGCGAUGUCCAGUUCCAGGCGUAUCACCAUGCGACAGGUAUCCUGGCAAACUGUACGGCAAACAACAUUGAGCUGGACCCCCAGGCGCAUGGGCCUGAGGCGUUGAGUGUGUGGCAUAAUUGCAGUGUGCCGAACUUGCAGUUUCAGUUUCUGCUUGCGGAUUUUGAUAUGCGGUUGAGGGGCAGUUGGGUGUGUGGGAAUUCGUCGAGGACGAGCCUCGUCUUUGCAGCAAACGGCUCCUGGGAACCGCCCCUCGUCCAAGGCUGCCUGGACGAGCCACACGCACCCCGCGGCCAGGAGACGCUGUGCAUCAUGGGCAACUCGCGGGUCGCCGCCGGCCUGUCCCGGCCGCUCGCCAUCAACCCCCAGCUGCCGCUGCGUCCGUACACGCCCCAGGAGCCCGCCCAGCGGUGUGUGGACCGGUCCUAUGACCCGCAGUGGCGGAUCAAUAGUCUGGUGUAUCGACAUCAUGGUGCGCGGGGGAAGACUGGUGCUGGUGGUGGUGGUGGUGCAGGGGGGUCUUCAAGUUAUGAGCUUGAUUUGGAUCUGACGAAUCUGUCUGAUAACGGGCGGAUAAGGUGUGAGGCGACUGGGGAUGUUACGUCGGGGGGUAAUAAUAAUAACAAUGGGUCAGCGCCGUGGGUUCGUUGUUUGGUUGCUGACGCAUCCGGCGAGGGCUCAAGUUCGAAUGGGUCUUGGAUUGAGGUCAGUAUUGAUACUGAGUACGGGAUGCUUGGUGUUAGGCAGGAUUGGGGGUGUUCGGACGGUAUUGAGGGUCUCGAACCAGAUCACUACACCGGACUCGCCUACGCCCACCUCAACCUAUCCUGCACCAAUCCAUCCAGAUCAUCUGGCACCAUUGACUCCGACCCUGACUCCGACUACACCUGCACCCUCCCCGCCAUCAACACCCCCCUAACCUUCACCGGCUACUCCGAACAAUGGCGGAUCCCCCUGAUGCCGCACACAUACUACACCCGGAGCUGCACCAUCCGGUCACUGACCAACACCACAGCCAUCCAACUACAAGACUACCAACUUGACUCCAUCCCUGAUGAUGAUGCUGAUGGUGAUCUGACAACGACAGGGUCGUUCACCCUGUACAACCCCGGCCCAGGCGACACCUACCGGCUGCACCGCAUGCCUGUGGUCGAUGAUGGGGAAUGGCACGACUGUGUCGCGGGGGAGGGGAAACGGCCGAUCCCCUGGCAGUUGGUGGGGUGUAGCUAUCUCCUGGAUCGGUCAAGUCAUAGGGUAGGGUUUAGGGUCGAGUGGUAUUGUGAUGAUCGUGAUCCGAGCCAUGCGGUCUUGUUCAACGCGACCGUGGAGAAACAGCUACCCGGCGAGACGUGUGAGACGGGCGCAGAUAGGAAACAGUCGUGUCGGUUGCCAUCGGGGGUUACAGAAGUGGCGCUAUCAGUGUCGUCGUUGACUUGGACGACAUCGGCGCAUCCGAUGGACAGGGGGCCGACUUUGCCGUGGAUUUGA
Canariomyces notabilis is the source of this 1698-nucleotide messenger RNA. RefSeq lists its product as uncharacterized. The transcript has 4 exons. The coding region runs from base 1 to 1698 and encodes 565 amino acids. The record is from RefSeq and is a predicted model, not a curated record. NCBI's taxonomy places the organism in Eukaryota, Fungi, Ascomycota, Sordariomycetes, Sordariales, Chaetomiaceae.